CAUGGCGGCGGGUCAGGUGAGCGUUGGGUGUCAGGGCGACCGGAGCUCCUUCCUCCUCCUCGUCCUCCUUGACUCUCGACGGACACUCGACGCCCUCAACUUAUAUAUCAUUUCCCGUUUAUUUUGGAUUAAUUAAGUGACACUAUCGCAGCGGGACUGUGUGGAAGUUGUUGGUUUAUUUUGGUAGCAACUGGAGAAGAAUAAUGGCGACUUUGACGCUACUGUUUGGAACAGUGGUGCUAGCGGCCGUGGUAUCGGGUGUUCCCGUCAAAUACCAAAUCAGUGGGACCACAUCAGCGCUGGUAUAUUUGACUAAAUUUGGAUAUAUGGAUCCAGCAGUCACCAAUCCACAGUCUGGAGCGCUGAUUUCUGGAGACAAUGUUCGCAAAUCCAUCAUGGAAUUCCAGGCAUUUGCUGGGCUGAACCAGACAGGUGAUCUGGAUAAAUUGACUCUCGAAAUGAUGAACAUGCCCCGUUGUGGUGUUAAAGACAAGGUUGGCUUUGGUGCAGAUGCAAGAAAGAAACGCUAUGCUCUUCAAGGCUCCAGAUGGCGUGUGAAGGAACUUACUUACAGGAUCACCAAGUACCCAAAAGGACUUCACAAAAAUGAUGUUGAUCGAGAGAUUGAAGCAGCAUUUAAGGUGUGGGCAGAUGUGACUGAUUUAUCUUUCUCAACUGUGAAUUCUGGGAAAGUUCACAUAGAGAUCCGUUUUGAAAAAGGAGAACAUGGAGAUGGAGAUCCCUUCGAUGGUCCGGGUGGCACAUUGGCCCAUGCUUACUUCCCUAUUUAUGGUGGUGAUGCUCACUUUGAUGACACUGAAGCGUGGACUAUUAACAAUAUCAGAGGUACGAAUUUAUUCCAAGUAGCAGCACACGAGUUUGGUCACUCACUAGGUCUAUCCCACUCCGAUGUCCAGAGUGCUCUCAUGGCUCCGUUCUAUCGGGGUUAUGAGCCUAAUUUUAUAAUUGAUAAUGAUGAUAUCCAAGGCAUCCAGGCACUGUAUGGACAAAAGCCUGCCCGGCCCACACCAGCGACUCAGAGGCCUGAGACAGGUGGUGGUCCUAGAGGAGGCGGAGCUUCAGGAGGCUCUCUCUGUAGGGAUGCAUCUAUUGAUGCUAUUGUUACUAUGUCUGAUAAGGAAACUUAUGUCUUUAAAGGAACUGAAUAUUGGAAGCUCACUGACGAUGGAGUUGCCCAGGGUUACCCAAAAUCAAUUUCAGCGGACUGGCAGGGUCUGCCUUCUAAUCUUGAUGCUGCCUUUACAUGGACAAAUGGCAAAACUUACUUCUUCAAGGGAGGUGAAUAUUGGCGUUACACCGACUUGGUAAGAGAUACGGGUUACCCAAAGUCAAUUGAAAAAGGUUUUGCAGGAAUUCCUAAUAAUAUUGAUGCAGCCUUUGUUUGGUCUGGAAAUGGCAAAAUAUAUUUCUUUAAGGGUACUCAUUACUGGCGUUUCGACCCUACUCAGCGCCCACCUGUGAAGGAGAGCUACCCUAAGGAUAUAUCUAACUGGGAAGGUCUUCCUAACAAUCUAGAUGAUGCCCUUCAGUACUCUAAUGGAUAUACAUACUUCUUUAAGGAUGGAGAAUACUGGCGGUUUAAUGAUCGAGCCUUCCGUACAGAUACCGCCUCCCCUGAGUUCCCUCGGCCAGCAGGCUACUGGUGGUUUGGCUGUCCUGCUUCAGGCUCUCAGGUCGCCGGAGAUUCCGUGAACACUCGUGGUGGAGCAUCUCCAUCAGGUGGAGGGGAUGGUCAAGAUGAUACCUUUGAUGCAGCCGGUUCAAAUGAUGGCUUUGACCCCAACAACAACUACGUAAAACCUCGAGUCUCAGAAUCUCUAAGUUCUGGAAAGAUCAAUAGCAGCAGUAGAGCCUUUACCAGUCCAAUUACUCUUGUCAUCGCUCUUUUCACAACGCUCCUGCUUAAGAUGUGAACUGGUGUGUCAAGUGAAGGCGAUUCUGAGCAAUACAUGUCCCGCAGUUAUUCUACCAGUUCAAAUUAAACCAUUAUAUGAAAUGGUUACUUUAUCCUAACAAACAGUUUGUAUAUGUGCUUAUAUAAAUACUUUCACAAAUCAUUGUACAAAUUUUGCUGACACAAAUUAUGUUAAUAUUUCUGUAUCCUGAUUUGUCGUGCUUGACCCUUUUUUAUGGGUGAAAAUGUUUAAUUUUCAAUUAGGUAACUUGUUACAAGUUGUUUAUGAUUUUGAGUUCAAUCGAUGAGACCAUAAAAAUAUUAUAUAAUAAAUUAGUAAUUACUUCUAGAAUACAGUAUAAGAAAUAUAAUAUAUUUAGAAUGUCAAAACCUCAAUAUUAUGACGAGUUUCACGAAUUGAUUGUAAACAUCACUAAAAUAAUAAAUAAAUCAAGAUUGGAACCAAAAUAAAGGUAAUUUCUUACGACAAUUCUUUUUACCAUUUGUAGAUUAUUGUUUACGACUCCAACAUAAAACACGAUAUCUUCCAAAGUGUUCGUACAUGUAAGGCCAGAGAGGCUGGUGCACACCAUCUGGACAUUUUACCACCCAUGUAACACUCCAAAUAUUGCACUAUUGCUGUUGUAAACACUGAAACAAAAACAACCUAUUCUAUCCUAGACCUAAUGUAGUACAGAUAUUCUAGAUUAGGCAUUGAAGAGGUUAGGUUUGGCCUACAAUUGCUUACCUUAUUCCUAGGGUAGGUUAGAUUCUUCUUGUUUCUUUUUUAUCUUGGUGUUUUGAGUUUACAAGGUCAAUAGUGUGUAGUGCAAGUAGUGUAAAAUGUCAGCUGUUGUGUGUUGAUAUGGAAACAUGUAACUACAAAUUUAUGCUCUGGUGGUCUAGUGUACAUACUGAAAACAUAGCAGUGCACUUGCAGAGGACUACAUCAGUACUACAUCAUAGGUGUUUUGUAAGUGAAUUUUAUAUUUCUAGAUUUGUUUGCCUUCUUAAAAAUAAAAAGUAAUAUAUUUAAAAAGUAACAGUGGCAAUACCUCUUAUGAUAUUUAAAUCUGUAAUGGCUGCCUUAAGAUUUCCUAAACUAUGUUGUAUCCUUGGCUCUAUUGAAAUGUCUUAAGCUCUACAUGUCACUCCUAGCUUUUUAAAAUUCUGUAAACUCUUACCCAGUUUGAUGUCCAAAAUCUGAUACUUGGUAUUAAUUUGUAGUGCCUGUGAUUGCAGCCACUGACCUGUGUAUCUGCAUGUUAAUUCUAAGUCUAUUCCAUUAACUAGUCACUAGUAACUAGUGACUUAAUUAUCCGAGUGUAUGACCUGAACAUCAGUAGCGACGUGUAUUACUCAGCGUGUCUGAAAUUUGCUUGUAACUGAAUGUGGACUUUUUUUAAUGUUGGAAUGUCACAUUGUGUGAAUUUAUUAAGAAUCAAGAAUGAUCUCCUUUUGAAGUACGUAUACUAGUUGUCAACUAGUGUUCCUCGGCAGGCACAUGCUGAUGAAGCAAUGUCGACCCGACAGUACUGACACUGUUUUGUUCUUGUGUCUGGAGGGGUAACUAUUUCCCAGUCAUUGGUAUGUGACACUUUUAUUGUUGAGGACAUGACUGUUUUUCUCGUGAUGAAAUGUAUUUCGGGUUUGUGAUUGAUAUUCACAAUAUUUAUGACUUAAAUGACAACAAAAACAAUUCCUCAAGGCAUUAGCUUUGUUUUGAUAUAUAAACAAAGUGAAUUAAGUUAUUGUUAGUCAUGUAAGAAUGAAAUUUUAUAUAAUUUUUGUAUAUAUUUGUACAUAUGUCAUUAAUAGGGUUUCACUUGUUAUUUUCAAUGUAUUUUGUUAAAUAAGCUUCCUAUUUUGCUUAUGUUUGUAUGUAUUUUUAACAAAUUUCUCCUCUGCUAAUUACCCUAUUAGUGAAUAAAACUUUUUUAUAAAA
Messenger RNA from Procambarus clarkii (red swamp crayfish), 3860 nucleotides. It is a transcript of the gene Mmp1, whose product is annotated as Matrix metalloproteinase 1. Lineage: Eukaryota; Metazoa; Arthropoda; Malacostraca; Decapoda; Cambaridae. Gene Ontology annotation, biological process: proteolysis; extracellular matrix organization; collagen catabolic process. The record is from RefSeq and is a predicted model, not a curated record. Gene Ontology annotation, cellular component: extracellular matrix. Gene Ontology annotation, molecular function: metalloendopeptidase activity; zinc ion binding.